ACCAACUCUCACUCCACGUUAAUCAAAUACCACACAACAACCAAAAAAAAUGGCCUCCAACUCGAACCGCCUCCCCAGCGCCACCAGCGGCGGCGCCUCCGCGGAGCCCACGCCCGCCAACAACGCCGGCGGCGGCAGCGGCUGGGGCGACGCAGGCCACCCCAAGGGCGGCAUGGACGGUGUUUCGAGCGACGUCCUCACAGCCCCCGAAUUCCGCUCAAUCUCAGACCAGAAGUCGGCCGCGGAGCGGAAGUUCAUGGGUCGGUUCAACGAGGGCCAUGAUGUGCGCGAUGGCACCUGCGCUACCGAGGACCACAGCUUUAUGGAGCGGAAGCCCGGUGGUAGUGGUGCUUUGCCGGGCUGGGAGACGAUGAAGGAUAAGUUGGGGUUGUAAGUCCCAACCCCCUUUUUCUUUGGUUUGGUUGCUUUGCAGUGGAGGGGAGGUGGGAUGGAUUAGCUGGUGAGGACUAGCUGAUGGGCUUUAGUCUCUAUCCUGAGUGAUUAAUCCCUUCGGGAUUAGAUCUGGGGAUUUGCGGGGGUGGAUGCAUUAUUUUCUUUUGUUUGUGCUCGGUUAGGUUAUGGGGUUAUGUGUUAUGAUCGGUCAUGCUUGUAUUAUAGUUCUUGUUUAUGGGAUUUGAUUUUAUGGUUCUAUUGAUCUGGUUCUGGGUUGGGUUGGUGUUGAGGUUUGAUAUGUUCGGUUUGAAGGCAAAACAAGAUUAAAUACAAUGAGCCUAAGUAACUACUCCGUCUUGGU
Messenger RNA from Aspergillus homomorphus CBS 101889, 754 nucleotides. RefSeq lists its product as uncharacterized. Lineage: Eukaryota; Fungi; Ascomycota; Eurotiomycetes; Eurotiales; Aspergillaceae. The record is from RefSeq and is a predicted model, not a curated record. The transcript has 2 exons. Bases 50 to 394 code for a protein of 114 amino acids.